Salvia miltiorrhiza (redroot sage) is the source of this 1369-nucleotide messenger RNA. Its product is annotated as 14-3-3 protein 9. The transcript has 6 exons. Gene Ontology annotation, biological process: signal transduction. The coding region runs from base 226 to 1116 and encodes 296 amino acids. NCBI's taxonomy places the organism in Eukaryota, Viridiplantae, Streptophyta, Magnoliopsida, Lamiales, Lamiaceae. Gene Ontology annotation, cellular component: cytoplasm. The record is from RefSeq and is a predicted model, not a curated record.
CAAAUUCCAAGUAGCGGACUUCAGUAGAAACCGUAGGGAACUGGAGGGAAAUCACAGGAGAAUAGCCGGUCAGACAAUCAAUCAUUUUCUGAAUAUUUUUCAACUACUUUUCUCUCUCUCCACUCUACUCCUUUUUCCCCCCUUUGCUGCCGUGGAAAUCGUUGGCGAGUCGGCAGCUGUCGAAAACCUAGAGAGAGAGAGAGAUUGAGUCCCUUUGGAUCGGCGAUGGCUUCCUCUUCAGAUCGCGAAACCGCUGUUUACACCGCUAAACUCGCCGAGCAAGCAGAGCGAUACGAUGAAAUGGUGGAAUCAAUGAAAAAGGUCGCUAAAAUGGAUGUGGAGCUAACAAUAGAAGAGAGGAACUUGCUAUCUGUAGGGUACAAGAAUGUGAUUGGGUCUAGAAGAGCGUCGUGGAGAAUCUUGUCAUCAAUUGAGCAAAAGGAAGAGUCAAGAGGAAAUGAGCAGAAUGCUAAGCGGAUCAAGGAGUACCGCCAGAAGGUUGAGUUAGAGCUCACUAAUAUUUGUAAUGAUAUCAUGACCGUCAUUGAUGAGCAUCUUAUUCCUUCGUGCACGGCUGGUGAAUCAACUGUGUUUUACUAUAAGAUGAAAGGGGAUUACUAUAGGUAUCUGGCUGAAUUUAAGGCAGGUAAUGACAGGAAAGAUGUUGCUGAUCAGUCACUUAAAGCAUAUGAGUUGGCAACCAGUUCUGCUGAGACAGAGCUACCUCCAACACAUCCUAUUCGCUUGGGGUUGGCUUUGAAUUUUUCAGUGUUCUACUAUGAAAUUUUGAAUUCCCCUGAAAGGGCAUGCCAUCUUGCAAAGCAAGCUUUUGAUGAAGCUAUCUCUGAGCUUGAUACCUUGAACGAAGAAUCAUACAAGGAUAGCACCUUAAUUCUGCAACUGCUUAGGGACAACCUCACACUGUGGACCUCUGACAUUCCAGAAGAUGCAGAUGAAGGACAAAAGCUGGAUGCUGCCACCAAGGUUGGAGGCGAAGGUGCAGUUGCCGAGGUAAGUUUUUCCACCGUCUCCUUUCACUUCGCAAAUCUAGUUCUUUACAGAUUGACAGUUCACCAGAGUCCCGACCGCCCUCUUUUUUGCCGUACAUUGCAGUGAAACUGCUCCAUGCGCGAGGACAGAUUGGUGAUUUGUUGAGGAGAUGUUUGUUUGGGGUCAAAGUAGAUACUUUGCUCUUGUGUUUGUUUAUCGUUGUUUUGUUCAGUGGUUGUGAUUGAUGUUGGCUUAUGGUUUAUUGAUGUGGAUUUGAUGUGGCGUAUAGGUGGUUUAAUUUUAGUGACUACCUUAGCCUAGAUUUGUUUGUUUGAAUUACUCAACAUCUUAUUAAUUUCGUCUACACCAAAAAACCAAA